AUGACAUCAUCCUCACGGCGUCCGCCCCCCGAUCUCCUUCAGCGGCUGACUGCUUGUCUUCGUGAUGAGUUCGCCCUUAAGGACUUGGGGCCCCUGCACUACUUUCUCGGCAUCGAGGUGAUCCGCCGAGCUGACGGUUUCUUUCUGCAUCAGCAGAAGUACGCCCACGAGCUCCUUGAGCGUGCCAGUAUGCUUAACUGCAAGCCGGCGCCCACCCCCGUCGACAAGAAGGCGAAGUACGCCGUCCAGCAGGUGUGCCUCCACAUGCACGCCCCGCGUGACUCUCACUGGACUCUGGUGAAGCGUAUUCUCCGUUACAUAUGCGGCACCAUGUCCUUGGGACUCACCCUGACGGCCUCCGCCUCCACCGACCUCGUGGCCUACUCGGAUGCCGACUAG
This is a messenger RNA of Aegilops tauschii subsp. strangulata, 399 nucleotides long. NCBI's taxonomy places the organism in Eukaryota, Viridiplantae, Streptophyta, Magnoliopsida, Poales, Poaceae. The record is from RefSeq and is a predicted model, not a curated record.